CACUUCAUAUUUAUUUUAAAGGCAAAACUUUAGUUAACUUAUUUAAUAUACGGCUUUUUUAACUUUAACGGUAUAUAACGAUAUUUCAUUCGCUUUCACGCCGGUUGGUAUUUUCGCUCGCUACGCACGCGGUCACAUUGAGCAAGUGCGAGUGAGAGAGAGAGAGACAGACAUUCGUAGGACAGCAUGGAUGUUACGGCAUGUUGUUGAAAAGCUGAAAAUCUGAUACUUUUAUGGAAAAAUGAUGAUUUCGUGUAAAAAAUUAUUCGUGUUCCGGCAGCUGCCGGCGGUGCGCCGUUGCCUAGCGGCAGCCGCGUUCUCCACGCCACGCGCGACCUCCUACCGAAUCCUCUCCAGCGCCGGGAGCGGAAGUACCCGGGCAGACGCACCCCAAGUGCGCCGCCUGCACACCACGCGCGACCUCCUGGCCAAGGACUACUACGCCACGCUGGGCGUUGCCAAGAACGCCAACGGCAAGGACAUCAAGAAAGCCUACUACCAGCUGGCCAAGAAGUACCAUCCGGACACGAACAAGGAGGAUCCGGAUGCGGGCCGCAAGUUCCAGGAGGUCUCCGAGGCCUACGAAGUGCUCAGCGACGAGCAGAAGCGCCGUGAGUACGACACCUAUGGCCAGACGGCGGAAAACAUUGGUCGCCAGGGCGGCGGAUUCCCUGGCGGAGGAGCCGGUGGCUUUGGCCCCGAGGGUUUCUCGCAGAGCUGGCAGUUCCGCUCGAGCAUCGACCCCGAGGAGCUCUUCCGCAAGAUCUUCGGCGAGGGCAACUUUCGAACGAACUCGUUCGACGACUUCGCCGACUCCAAGUUCGGAUUCGGCCAGGCCCAGGAGAUGGUCAUGGACCUGACCUUUGCCCAGGCGGCGCGCGGCGUUAACAAGGAUGUCAACGUCAACGUGGUGGACCAGUGCCCCAAGUGCGCCGGCACCAAGUGCGAGCCGGGCACCAAGCCAGGUCGCUGUCAGUACUGCAACGGCACCGGCUUCGAAACGGUGUCCACUGGGCCCUUCGUAAUGCGCUCCACUUGCCGCUACUGCCAGGGCACGCGGCAGCACAUUAAGUAUCCGUGCAGCGAGUGCGAGGGCAAGGGCCGCACGGUCCAGCGCCGCAAGGUCACCGUGCCGGUGCCGGCUGGCAUUGAGAACGGGCAAACGGUGCGAAUGCAGGUGGGCAGCAAGGAGCUGUUCGUCACGUUCCGCGUGGAGCGGAGCGACUACUUCCGGCGCGAGGGCGCCGAUGUGCACACGGACGCGGCCAUAUCCCUGGCCCAGGCGGUGCUGGGCGGCACUGUGCGUGUCCAGGGCGUAUACGAGGAUCAGUGGAUCAACGUGGAGCCGGGCACCUCGUCGCACCACAAGAUCAUGCUGCGCGGCAAGGGUCUGAAACGCGUGAAUGCCCACGGACACGGCGAUCAUUACGUGCACGUCAAGAUCACGGUGCCAUCGGCAAAGAAGCUGGACAAGAAGCGACUGGCUCUGAUCGAGGCGUACGCCGAGCUGGAGGAGGACACCCCCGGGCAGAUCCACGGAAUCGCGAAUCGCAAAGACGGCACGCAGGAGCGAGUGAGGAGCCAGGAGCGGGAGCAGCUGCUAAAGCCAGUGCAGCAGCCGCCGGAUCAGGAGCCUCCAAGCCAGGACCAGGAGCAGAAAAAAGCGAAGGCAAAGACCAGUGGACGGACAACGAGAAAACCAAAGCGAAAGAAGGCGGCGGAUCCGGAUCCGGACAAGGCGACGGCGGAGGCGGAGGCUUCAUAAGCAAGAUCAAGUCCAUGUUCAACUGACAGGCGUUGGCAACCCGAUGGCCGAUUCUGUUUUUUUAGUGUCUAAGUUAACGCACGUUAUUGUUGCUAAUCUAAGUUCGGGCGGGAACCGGGGGAGUGUAUUCCAAAUACGACUCGGUUCGAGAUGAAUAAACCAAAUUGACCGUCAGUCGGGCAAGUUCUGCGUUU
Molecule: messenger RNA, 1959 nt
Organism: Drosophila melanogaster (fruit fly)
Lineage: Eukaryota; Metazoa; Arthropoda; Insecta; Diptera; Drosophilidae
Exons: 2
Coding region: 242-1765 (507 amino acids)
Biological process (GO): response to heat; protein folding
Cellular component (GO): mitochondrial outer membrane; mitochondrion; cytosol
Molecular function (GO): heat shock protein binding; signaling receptor binding; ATP binding
Source: RefSeq, marked reviewed